Topomyia yanbarensis is the source of this 1696-nucleotide messenger RNA. RefSeq names its product purine nucleoside phosphorylase. Gene Ontology annotation, cellular component: cytoplasm. The record is from RefSeq and is a predicted model, not a curated record. Gene Ontology annotation, molecular function: purine-nucleoside phosphorylase activity. Lineage: Eukaryota; Metazoa; Arthropoda; Insecta; Diptera; Culicidae. Bases 497 to 1474 code for a protein of 325 amino acids. The transcript is spliced from 3 exons. Gene Ontology annotation, biological process: nucleoside metabolic process.
CAGGCUCAGCUCAGUCCUAAUCAGCGGUUCGCGACGAGUAGUCGAGUUCGUUUCAAUCUCCAACACUUUGUCGGUUCGGUUCGUUUUCGUCCGUAUAUCCUGUUGAACGCCGUUUUUGUGAUCUUGUAACAUUAAUUAGGAAAUAUCGAAACGAGUUUCGACCGUGGUGACAUUCAAAGUUGUGACAAGUUUUGUAAUUAGUCGACAAUCCUUGCGGUUGAUGCUUGCAAAAAGUGCUUAUAUUUAAAAACAAACACAAAAAAACGCCCGACACGCUAUAAAGAUUAAGGCUUCGGAGGAAAUAAGCCGAUCGAGGCGCAGUGUACAUUUGAAUUGCAUUAGUCAAUCAUACAAAAAACAGCAAUAAUAACGGUGCCUUGCGUAAUAUCGCGCAGCGAUAGAGGAAGAAUAUUUUCGCGCGUGCAUUAAAAUUGCACUGUUAUCAUUUAAACUUGAUUCGGCUCUCAGUACCGCCUUACACGAAAAGGUUGAAACAAUGAGUGACAAGAUCUGCCUCAACGGAAACAGUGUGGAUUCCAAUGGAACCGGUAUGACCAACGGAAUCGGCGAGAAUGAGAAAAUUGCUGGCGUUUUUUACACUGCCAAGGAGUCCUCGGGGUACACCUACGACACGCUACAGGAAAUCGCAAACCAUCUGCUGCAGCGAACUCAACUACGGCCCAAGAUUGGUAUCAUACUGGGCACCGGGCUGGGAUUGCUGGCCAAUCAGCUGACGGAUGCAGACUACAUCGAGUACCAGACGAUUCCACACUUUCCCGUCUCGACGGUUGAAGGUCACGUAGGGCGGUUGAUCUUCGGCUAUCUAAAGGGUAUUCCGGUUAUGUGCAUGCAAGGCCGAUUCCACUACUAUGAAGGUUAUCCACUGGCAAAGUGCUCAAUGCCGGUUCGCGUAAUGAAGCUAGUUGGAUGUAGCCAUCUUAUCGCCACCAAUGCCGCUGGUGGGCUAAAUCCUAACUAUAAAGUUGGCGAUAUUAUGCUGAUGAAGGAUCACAUCAACAUUAUGGGUUUCGCAGGCAAUAACCCCCUGCAGGGUCCCAAUGAUUCCCGCUUCGGACCACGCUUUCCCAACAUGGUCAACGCGUACGAUUGGAAACUACUGAAGAAAGCCAAAGAGAUUGGAAAGGAUAUGGGUAUUGAAAACAACCUACACGAAGGAGUCUACAUCUGUCUGGGAGGCCCGAACUUCGAAACGGUCGCCGAACUUAAGAUGCUGCGCAUUUGGGGCGUGGAUGCCGUGGGGAUGUCAACGGUGCACGAAAUAUCCACCGCUCGGCACUGUGGACUAACGUGCUUCGCCUUCAGUCUGAUAACGAAUCUCUGCGUGCCAAGCUAUGACGAUGAAGAAACGCCCUGCCACGAAGAUAUCGUCGGAAUAGGAAAACGACUGGAAUCUACCCUGACGGAGUUGGUUCAUCGAAUGGCCAAGCAUAUUCACAUGGAACUGAAGCAGUAAAGUGGUGUAAUAGUUAGAUCAGCAGCGAAGGUGUUUUUAUUUUAGGGCAAUUUUAUUACUAUUAGAAUCCCGAUAGUGCAUUGGCAACUAUUGUUAUAUUUUAAGUUUUAAUAGUCCUAAGAGAACAAAUAUCUUAUACUGACAAUAAAUACAUAUGUAAAAUUUAAUUUUAGUGAAGCCAUAGAUUGAAAUAAAUCGAUAGAUAUAUGUAUUUUGCUAGAA